Molecule: messenger RNA, 1323 nt
Organism: Paramuricea clavata
Lineage: Eukaryota; Metazoa; Cnidaria; Anthozoa; Malacalcyonacea; Plexauridae
Source: the annotation of a GenBank genome assembly
AUGAUGGACAACGACAGCGUGGCGAUGUUCCUGCCCGAAGAACCUGUGCGCGAACGACAAAGUUGUAAACCUGGCCGACGUUUCUUUUGUAUACUUGCACUGAUCGCCUUUCUUACGCUUACAGUUUUAUUUAGUGUGGUGCUCAGCAUGUCCAUCACGAAUAGGAAUAGAUAUGAAUCGCUAAAGAUACAGUAUGACGAACUGCGCAAUAAGAACGAGGGAAAGAUAGACUAUAUUAUCGACAAUAGAAUCAACAAGUCAGAAUUGGAUUGGAACGCGCGUUUUGGUGCUAUUAAUAACAGCCUACGAAGUCGAGUCGAAGCUGACAAGAAACUACGAUCUCGUAUGAACAUCAGCUUUGAGAAUAUAACAAAUGAUGUGGAAAAUAUUCUUUCGGAAUUAGAUAACUUAACGUUAAGUCUAUUAAGAAUUAAUACCACCUCAGAUGGAAAGAUACGAAAUUUGCGCAAUAUUCUGAAGGCCAUCAAAGGUGACCUUCGCCUGUCACGCACCGCAUUCACGCAAAUUAACAGAAGUCUGCGUAACGAUUUGAUGCAAGUUAGAAAGUCUUUGAGCCUGGCUGUAAAAGGUCUCAAAAACGGAUUGAGAAGAUUAAACGAUACAACCACAGAAAAAACUGACGAUCUUUGGCGGUAUUGGAAUGAAACGAACACUGAAUUCCAACAGUCUUUGGAAAAAAUGGCACGUCAAAACACGACCUUCCAUUUGAUAGUCGAUCGCCAUUCCGACACAUUAUACUCCGAAGUUAAGGAUGUCGAAAAGAAACUUGCGCAACUGAGCAACAAAACUUUCAUUGUCACAAAGAAAGAUAAGCAAAAUCUUCAAAAAGAAUUGAACAAGACAAGACGCAUUUUGAAAGACGCAUUCCAAAAUGAAAUCUCACGGACCAACGCAAGUUUGUCCAAAAAGAUAGAAAGUUUUGAGACGCAGUUGAGUUCUUCAUUUGCGAAUGUUAAGACAAAAAUAGACGCCGUUCAGAAUCAACUUCAAAAAAAUAUAACGCACUUGAAAGACAAACAGAAGAAUAUUAAAGAUGACUUGUCAAAAACGAAACUAAAUCUUCAAGCAGUUGACAGCAGGCAGGACACGAAUAUUUCCGCCCUAGCAGUCAAAAUACAAUACGUCACGAGUAAUCUUAAUAAUAACCUGGAUUCUGAGAAAAAUAAACGGCUACAACUUGAAAAAGAAGUGCAGAACUUGCGUAGUAUUGUUGAUAAACUUCAAAGCAAGGCAAAUGGGAUUUUCGGAGUUAAUGUUCCUUUAGUUGUUUUUCUAAUAUCGUUUAUAUUGUUGUAUAUUUGA